UAGCAAACUUGAUGGCAAUAUCCGAUGGAAUGACAGUAGGAUGGACGUCCCCAAUGAUACCUUAUUUCCUCAGUGAGAAAAGCCACAUUAGAAUGACAAUACACGAAGCUGAGUGGCUAGAAACAUGGUUACUAAUGGGUUCUGUAAUAGGUUUACCUUUCACAGCUUAUUUGGUUAACAAGAUUGGGAGAAAAAGAUCUUUAUUGCUAGCUUCAGCCUUACUUGCUAUAUCUUGGAUGAUAGUGAUUUUUGCCAAAGAUGUCACCGUUAUUUACGCAUCGAGAGUUAUAGCGGGAAUAGGAGGAGAUAUGGCCUUUGUAGCGGCACCUUGUUAUAUAGCUGAAAUUGCUGACCAGAAAAUUCGAGGAUUUUUAUCAAGUAUAAUAUAUUUGAUGAUGUUAACUGGUAUAUUGAUUAUUUAUACUACUGGACCUUUCUUACCUUACUACGUUCCUCCAAUUAUUGGAACUUGCCUAUUGGUAGUAGAAUUGGUUGUAUUUUCCAUGCUUCCAGAAACGCCGUACUAUUUAUUGUUUAGUGGCCAAGAAGAGGCAGCAAUUAAGUCGAUAAAGUUUUAUAGAUCAAGUGAUUCAGUAGAAAAGGAAUUGGUUGAUAUUAAAACAGCUAUCGAAAGACAAAAAACUGAAAAGGGUGGAGUUAAGGAUAUAUUAACAGUGAAAAGCUACCGAAAAUCGUUGUUAAUUAUGACAGUUUUAAAUGCAGCCCAGCAAUUUAGCAGCAUCAAUAUUAUCUUAAUGAACAUGCAUCAAAUUUUAGAAUCAGCAGGUUCAAUUUAUUUAGAACCAUCAUUAACUGCCAUUAUUUUUGCUGCAAUUAUGUUUUUAGCUUCCGGUUUAGCUUCUGGAACAGUUGAUAAGUUUGGACGUAAGAAGCUACUUUACUUUUCAAGUGUUUUAACAGGAAUCUGUCUUCUUACAUUGGCUAUAUAUUUCCACAUAAAAAACGCUGGAUAUGAGUACAAACAUGUUAGUUGGCUGCCCUUAGUGGCUGUCAUGGUGUAUGCUCUGGUAUUUAAGUACGGUUUGGGAAUGGUUCCGAUAGUGAUUACUGCAGAAAUAUUUGCCACGAAGAUAAAAACAUUAGGGAUGGCUUUGGUUGAUGGUGUUUAUGAUUUUUCUGCUAUAAUUGCUAUUAUGUUGUACAAUUAUUUGAAGGAUAGCUACGGUAUACAUAUACCUUUCUAUUUGUUUUCUGCUUGUUCAUUCCUAACGUCGUUUUAUGUUAUAUUCUUUAUCCCAGAGACGAAGGGAAAAACUUUAGAUCAGAUUCAAUUAAUGCUUGAAGGAAAACAUAAAUAAUAUAUUGUUUUAGAUCUUAGAAGACUAUCAUAUGUUCAUAUCUAUCUUCAAUCUUUGCUAAAUUUUUGUACGCAAAAGAGUAUCUAUCACCCUCGUAGUGUUUUAAUUUCGUUAACAAAUUCAAUUGGUUGAUGGUUCAAUACACGUCGAUAUUGAGUUUUUAAAGCUUUGUACAGAGCACUGGUUAUUGCGGAAGCUCACAUCAGAAUCGUUCAUAUGUUUCCUGAUAUUUAUAAACAACACAGGUCCUGUGAAUACAAAUAAGACAAAAUAUUUCUUAUUAGUUCACUUGGGCAUGACAUUUAGGUCAAAGCGUGACUCAUUUUCUAUUUAAACCAUCUCUUAUGAAAUAGUCAUGUAUUAAUUUAGGAGGAGAGCUCCUUAUACAAAUUUUCAGACACAGAAUAAGGAAAAUGUUUUGAAUCUGUGAUUAUUAGAUGGAAUAAAUAAAAUCCUAUAAAAUCA
Molecule: messenger RNA, 1784 nt
Organism: Diabrotica balteata
Lineage: Eukaryota; Metazoa; Arthropoda; Insecta; Coleoptera; Chrysomelidae
Source: the annotation of a GenBank genome assembly